GAGAGAGGAAAAUAGGAGGAGAGCUCAAAAGAGCAGGACAGACAGAUUCAGAAGGGAAGGAAGACAGUCAGCGACAAGAGGGAAUUUCGUUGGCAUAAAAGUUCUGCCGGUGGAGGUGUGGAGACCACAACAGCCCUGUGAAUUCGGGCUGCUGUAGCGAGGUGAGGGGGAGCACAGGUCGGCCAGCCAGAGGGAAGCCGGUGGAUAUUUUUUUUAAGAGAGCAAUUCUCUCACACUCACAACAGGAUGAGUGCUGUCCCGCUCCUAAACCGCUUUAUUCAGUCAUAGACAUUUGCUAACCAGGAGACCGCGGAAGAGAGAGACAGUGCCCACGAGCGUCAUCAAGAGCGAAUGAGAAGAGAGGGUCUGUAACGCUGGAGCUCAAGGACAAACCAUGGAAUCUGCACACCUCCCACUUCACCUGGACUUCCAACAUGUUCCCUGCUAGCCUACUGCUUCUGAUGAUCCUGCUGCUACCUCACGCCUUAUCAGGUCACCAGGGGGGUCCCAGUCAGACUAAUGGAAACCUGGUCAACUCUCUGGAGCCCAGUUUGGCCCACACCAUUCAGAAGCUUCUGCUGACCCGCCUGGGUCUACAGUCACACCCCAAUCCCAGUCUGCAGGCGCGAGUGCCCGGGUACCUUUUAGACUUGUAUCGAUUUCACACUCAACAGUUUCAUCUAAUUGAAGAGCCGGCAUUUAGCUACCCCUCCCAGCAUGUGCAAGGAGCCAACACGGUCCGAUGCUUUCACCACACAGAGUCAACAGAUCUACAGAGUACUACAGAAGAGAAGAAAGGACCGGUUGACAGCAUUCAUAUCGGCUUCAAUCUCUCUUCCAUUCCAUCAGAUGAAAGCGUUGUGUCGGCAGAGCUACGCUUCAUGCACGAAGGAUCGCAUGGAAGUUCUCAUGUGGUCGAUCUUUAUCUCUCCAGCGGUGACCCUGCUUCGAAUCCCAAACUCCUCUAUUCACGUCGAUUGACCGGAGAUAAAAAAAAACCUGGACUCUGGGAAACCUUCCCCCUCCAUGGAGAUGUUUUUAAGAGCAUAUCUAAAAAGUCAGGGAGCCUGUCUUUCGUUCUGGAUGUUGUUACAGACAACAGCAGCCUUCUGACAGAGAGACAUCUGCGUGUGCGCAGGUCAACGGAGCAGGAUGAGCCCAGCUGGGCGAAUGAGAGACCCCUACUGGUAACGUACAGUCACGAUGGCCGCAGCAAACCAUUUGGCUCCCUCAAAAAGAGGAUCCCCGUGGGCAGAAGAGGCAGGGGCAGAUGGACUGGGGGCAGGUUUAGAGCAAACAGAGGUCAGGGCUCGGAUGCAGACUGGCAGGGGGGAUGGAAUGAAAGACGGGUGAAACGCAAUGGAGGGAGGGCGGCGAAGCUCAAACGCCUCUCCCGGGCACGCUGCCGUCGACACCCGCUGUAUGUGGACUUCAAAGAUGUAGGCUGGAAUAAAUGGAUCGUGGCGCCGUCCGGUUACGAUGCUUUCUUUUGUCUCGGAGAGUGCCGCUUCCCACUGGCUGACCAUAUGAAUUCUUCCAGCCAUGCUAUGGUGCAGACGCUGGUGAACUCUGUGAACGGAGCCGUGCCGCGGGCCUGCUGCGUGCCCACCUCCCUCAGCCCUAUUGCGCUCCUAUACCUGGACCAGGAGGAACGUGUGGUGUUAAAAAACUACGAAGACAUGGUGGUGGAGGGGUGCGGUUGUCGAUAGCAAAACACGCUUAUGGAAUAAAUGAGAGAGGGAGGAAUUAGAAAAUAAGGGUAUUUUACAGCUUAAAAGGGGAAGAUAUUGGGAUAGUUCAGCCCAUGUUGACCUCAUUUAUUUACUCCCAUGUUAGUCCAAAUAUGACUCUUUCUUUUAUGGAACACAAAAGUAGAUAUUUUGAGGACCGUUUUCAAGGUUUUUGUGUCCGUACAAUGAAAGUCAGUGGGGGCCAAUGUUGUUCGAUUAUCAACAUUCUUCAAAAUAUCUUUUGUGUUUUGCAGAAGAAAGAAAGACAUACAGAUUUUAAACCACAUGCAGAUGAGUAAAUAUUUUUCAUUUUUGAGUGAAUAUUUCCAAGGAAAAGAUCUUCAGGAAUGCUCUAGGUUCAGCUCCAUGUGUUAAAUAUGUCAACUGUAUAAUUUGUCCAAAAAUACAUUUCAAUUCAAUAAAUAAUGACAAAUUGUGUCAUUAUAACUUAUGCCACAAAUGGUGUCGAUUGAGCCUAACUUGCAUUGAACGCAGGGCAUUCCUUUAACACGAGCAUCAUCCCAAGAGAAACCCAGCUUUGUCUUCGUGUGUCCAGUGACGCUUCAUAUCUGUGUGAACUGUGACCUAAAAGCGCUGCAGUCCAACCGUAACGUUUCCGUCUUCUGUAACAUACUCAAGCUGUCUUGUAGGCAUCCAGUCGCUAUGUUCCCUGUUGUUGUGUCUUUCCUGUACUGUUUUGUGCGUCCUUCCCUCAUGAGCACCAUAUCUUUGACAACUCCAUGGGACCAAGAAAUGACCACAGACUAGAGCAUUUGUGUCGAGAAACCGAGCAGAGACAAUAAGAGUGACAUUCUACUGCUGCGGAUUGGAUUCUUCAUCCCUGGUUGCAAAAUAAACUGUAAAGCAUGUGCUGUGAAAGAGACAUUAACUCAUUGCAGGCACUUCUCAUUAUGAGCUAUUUAAAAAAAAUCAUGACACCGAGAAAUGAUUAUGUCAUUGUUUGAAUGUGCUAUUAUUUAUGGUUACCUGUAUUUUUUAUUUACGGUGCAGUCUAAAGAAAAGUUUGCAAAACAAAUACUUCUGUGGUAGUUAUGUAAAUCUAAUUUAAAAAAAUGCAUCUAUAUAUCUAUUUAAGCAAAACAAAUAUGUAAUAUUUAAUCUUGACAUUACUGCAGAUAUUCAGUACAAAUACCAGAACGCCUUAUAGAUCCAUUUAAAGCCAGUCAAAACUGGUAUUGCUCACCUAUUAUUUUUUUGUAAAUCCACAGCACUGACUCAUGGCAGCUUCAUAUCGGCAUUGAUUUAUCUAUGGGCUUACGAUUUAGAAGCUUUGUGAAACAAAGAACGUUGCCAAAACAUUCCAAAAUGCGUGCCAAAUAUUAUGUGACAUACAUGUGCAAGCUUGGUAUUCUACAUAACUUUGUGACAAGUGUCUUGUUUGUCAUCAUGUAGUUAUCACAGCAUUGAUCAAGCUGUUUGCAUAUAAAGAGAUAAAAAAUGUAAGAUGAACAAAGCUUAGUUUACGUCUAAGCUUAUUCCAAUGUUCUGACAUGAAUAGCUGAUUAUAUUUUACCACUGUGAUGCUGUACAUGCAGAAUUUUAACAAAAGCUUUGAGAAUGUGCGACGUGGUCUCGAGCCAUUGUGUUGAAAUGUGUAAUAAUAAAUUGCAAACUAAACAGGCA
This is a messenger RNA of Triplophysa dalaica, 3374 nucleotides long. RefSeq names its product bone morphogenetic protein 16 (gene bmp16). Bases 435 to 1709 code for a protein of 424 amino acids. Gene Ontology annotation, biological process: SMAD protein signal transduction; BMP signaling pathway. The record is from RefSeq and is a predicted model, not a curated record. The transcript is spliced from 3 exons. Gene Ontology annotation, molecular function: growth factor activity; cytokine activity. Gene Ontology annotation, cellular component: extracellular region. Lineage: Eukaryota; Metazoa; Chordata; Actinopteri; Cypriniformes; Nemacheilidae.